AUGUAUUUGGUUCUCGAAAUUGGACAGGAUAUGGCGGACAAGACACUGCUUUAUUUGUCUCAUGCUCGCUUGUUGACGUGCUUAGACUUGGUUCACCAGCCAACAUCUGAGCGAGUGAGGCUUUUCUCCUUGCUCGAGCAACAGAUCUUUGUCUGGCUUCGCGACAAGACAGGCAUUGUUUCGUGA
Penicillium taxi is the source of this 186-nucleotide messenger RNA. RefSeq lists its product as uncharacterized. NCBI's taxonomy places the organism in Eukaryota, Fungi, Ascomycota, Eurotiomycetes, Eurotiales, Aspergillaceae. The record is from RefSeq and is a predicted model, not a curated record. The transcript has a single exon. The coding region runs from base 1 to 186 and encodes 61 amino acids.